Messenger RNA from Rotaria sp. Silwood2, 1296 nucleotides. The record is from the annotation of a GenBank genome assembly. NCBI's taxonomy places the organism in Eukaryota, Metazoa, Rotifera, Eurotatoria, Philodinida, Philodinidae.
AUGGAAUAUAUUCGUCUUACUGAUAAGAAACUUCUUGGUGAACUUACAUUUGAUAAAAGUGAUUCAUUCUAUUGGCUUAAACAACAAGCAAAACGUGGUGUUGCAUCCGCUCAACAUCAUUUAGGUGCAUUAAUGUAUGCUGGUCGAAAUGGUUUAACACGUAAUAUUCAAGCUGCUGUGGAAUAUUUUCGUUUAGGUGCUGCUCAAAAUGAUGCUUCAUCACAUUUUGGUUAUGGAUUAGCUCUUCUUAAAGGACAAGGUACAAAACAAAAUGUAACUGAAGCCGUUCGACAAAUUGAAAAAGCUGUUGAACGAGGUUUUCUUGGUGCAAAAGUUGCUUUAGGAUAUCAUGCGUAUGAAAUAGAAAAAAAUUAUACAAAAGCUGCACAAUAUUGGAAAGAAUGUUUUGAACAUACACAUGAUGCAUACUGUGCUCACAAUCUUGGUGUUAUGUGGACAGCAGGUCGUUAUCCACCAAGUUUUACCGUAGAUCAUGUUCAAGCUUGGCAAUAUUAUUCAUUUGCUGCACAACAUGAACAAAUUGAUUCAAAAGUUGUUGUUGCUUAUUAUAAUGCUCGUGGUGGUCAUCCUCUUAUUAUUAGAAAUCCUUGGCUUGCUGCUAUUUGGUCACGUAAUGUUGCUGAAAUAAGUUCAGCUGUAGGUACAAUUGUUCGACGAGCACUUGAAGCUUAUCGAGAUCGACGAUGGCAUACAUCAUUUAUAUUUUAUAUGCAAACUGCAUUAGCUGGUAUUGAACUUGGAUAUUUUAAUGCUGGUUUUUUAUGUAAUGAAUUAAAAGAAUUAAAUAAUGACAGUACAUUUGAUUGUAUCGAACAAUUACUUACUAAAUAUUUAAUGGUACAUGGUAAAAAUCGAAAUACUGAUUCUUAUGCUUUAUUAAAUGUUGCUGAAUAUUAUCAAUGGAAACAAAGAAAUAUUACAAAAGCUAUACAACUUUAUGCUCAAUUACAUCAAAAUGAUGAUGCUCAAGGUUUAUAUAAUUUAGCUCAAAUAGAAGAAGAAUCUAAUUCAAAUAAUACUAUUCCAUUGCAUAUUUGGGUAGAAGUUGGUAUUAGAUUUAAUGAAAAAAUUAUAACAAAUCGAUAUCGACGAUUACAAUAUGUUUAUCAACAUUGUCGAAAAUUAAAAACAGCCAAAUCUGAUGAAUCGUAUAUUCCUUGUACAUUAGCUUAUUUAAGAGUUUCAGCAAUAAUUUUAUUUUAUGAACAAUCGAAGAUUGUUAUAACAAUAAUUCUUAUGAUAUUAUCAACAUUCUUAUUCAUAUAUCGAACAUAA